This is a messenger RNA of Mytilus trossulus (common blue mussel), 3993 nucleotides long. RefSeq names its product MATH and LRR domain-containing protein PFE0570w-like. The coding region runs from base 351 to 2021 and encodes 556 amino acids. Lineage: Eukaryota; Metazoa; Mollusca; Bivalvia; Mytilida; Mytilidae. The transcript has 15 exons. The record is from RefSeq and is a predicted model, not a curated record.
UAUUUAAUCAAGGUAACCAGGAGAAAAGGGGAGUUCCAACCCUCGGACCUUCUCCUCCCUAAUCCGCCCCUGAGGUGGACAUUAUUUUUGAAUUUUUGUUAUAUGUUUAAGAUAAAAUAAUACUGCAUUUGGCUAUAAACUGUGAUUCUUAGCUAUAGCUAUACAGUAAGAAGUUUGUGGUUGUAUUGCACACAGUUGGAACCCAUAAUAAUACCUACAAACCUGUCCAAAAUGGUCUUGUUGAAACGGACCAAAAGGUUGCCGAGAAGAAAAUAUACAGCUCUUACCAUCAGAUCACAGAUCUAAUUAUUGUAUCUAGAGGUUCUAUAACAUAAAAUAAAACGCAAAUCAUGUGGGCCUUGCGGUUUCUAGUAAUCGCUUUACUGUUGAUUGGAUUUUGUGAGACUACUAAACAAUAUAUCGUACGAAAAAUUGGAAAUACAACUAGGCGCUGUAUACCUAUAUCUUACUGUGAACCGGGACAUGAAAUUUUACCAUGCAAGGUUGAAUACACAAACGACAUCUGUACAUCAUGUCCACCAGGACUUGUCCAGCCUGAUUAUAUACAGUCUACACUUGAUCUGACUCUAACAACGUGUUUUGAGAAUAGAAAUGAGGAUAAAUGUGCUGCACAUGAUAUUGAACCUAGCCGAGAAUACGGUGCCGAAGCUUGUCAAUUUGCCAAGUAUUGUAAGUGUAAUACAGACGAGUGUUACUAUGGCGACCCAUGUGCUUGUGCCAAUACACGUGAAUGUGGAAUAAAUGAAAGUUUGCAUACAAAUGGAACAUGUGUCAAAUGUUCACCAGGUACAAUGAAGAACAAAACCGGUUGUGGCCCGUGUUUCCCUAUCCAGGUAACAGUUGAAAGUAUAAAGGAAACACAACGACCUUUAACGUCUAUGAAAACUCAAAAUGGCCAAGACGUUACAACUAGCAAUAAGCUACCCACGUUGGCAGACAUACAAUCAAUCGUGACUUUGGUUCAAAGUAAAGGUAUAACGCAAUCAAAAGACAGAAUAACUGAAAGUAGAGAAGAGACAACAGUGUCAACUAUUACAGGAUCUUCAAACAAAUUGAUUGCAGUAAUUAUAGUUUUGGCUGUUCUUGUUAUUGUCGCCAUAGUCCUUAUCAUAGUUUUACGAAAUCACAGACGUAAAAAAGAUCAAGAAAUAAAUAUAGAACAAGGAAGACCCCUGGUUCCGCAUCAAAAUAAUAUGAUUGUCAAUGACAAUGUUGAAAACAGGAAUCGGGAUGAUAAUGACAUUGGUGGUAGUCUAGACGAAGAUGAAGAUCAAAACAACAAAAACACCAAUGAUUCAGAUUUUGCUAAUAAUAACAGUUCUCGACAGAAUGCAUUAUCCAAGGACAAAAGAUAUCAUAAUCAAGUGAAAGAUAAUAAAAUUGCAGACGAGCUACCAAAAAUUAUUACAGAAAUAUUGGAUAAAACUAGUGAAAUUUCAUCUUCCUAUGAUUAUUCAUCUGGGCAUCACGUACCUUCAGAAGCACAAUUUAAUGACAACAAUACAAAUAUUUUCAAUAUACACCAAACAGAAAACCUAGACAAUCAAGAACAAAUGCAAGAACAUGUUGAAUUAGCACAAGUUGAAACAUUAGACGAAGGUAGUAUACAACUACAUUCAUCAGAUGGGUAUUCACUGACAGAACACAGCUGUAACCCUGUAGCACAAGUCUCAGAUGAACGAGGGGAUAACAGUGCAGGUGACUUAUUUGUUCAUAACAGAGACGAGCCCAGUAGUGGAUACUAUUCAGAUAAUGUUCCAGAUCGUUCGCCAAUGUCAGAAAAUAAAGACCAAAAUUCUUUACAAAAAUAUGAUGAAUUGGUUUCGGUUUCUGAUCGAAAUACAGAGGGUACAGAGAGCAUGACAAGCUGUCUAGAAAUGGUUAAUUUCAAAUUACACGGGCAGACAACUCCAUCCGAUCAUAGUGAAUAUAUUGAACCUAAGCAGAUUAUCGUGAAAAAUGAUAGUGGAGUCUUUGACAGUGGCAACAGACAGAAUUGAAACUUAAUAAUUGAACUUUUGUUCUGAAAUUAUUUUUAACUAUGAGAGACAUAAAGGUUGUAUGCCAACACACUAAUGUGGACGAACAAAUUUGAAAAUCUUGAAACACAAAUAAAAUCUCUGAUGGUCAUGAAAUCACUUUGAUCGAUACGCUAUCAAUGUCAUUCGGUUAAUGAAACUCCAAAUAGCAGAAUCUUAUUGUGAUUGAAUAACAGUUCUACUUUCUCAAAUUCUGUGAUGAAAAAUGGCGACAAUAAACAGCACUGACGGUGAUUUUCAGACAUUUACAAGAAUACUUUUAUAAAGGUUGUGAAGUGUAUAUUUACAUGAAUACAAAUUCAAGUGAGAGCACUUGCGUCAAUAAAGGUAUACAAAUUUCAAAUAAAAACGAAUAAGUUUACCAAGUGUAUACGUGUAAUCAUGUUUAUCAAACUUAUCGAUAAAACCUUGGAAAAUCUAGGACACUGAACGAUCGAUAGUGUAUUCAAUAAAAUAGUGUGUAGCUUUACUAAUUUACUGAAUAGGGCAAUUGAAAUUUACACAGUGCAUGCAUUAAAUAAUGAUUUUAAUUAUAGGCAGCUAAUUAACCCUAUUAUGUGUUCCUAUUAUCUACAUGUAUGUAUCUGUUAUUUAUAUAUCUUUGUUAAAGCAUUACAAAUUGUACUUUUAAUGCACGUGUCCUGUACAGUGUAUGUUCUAAUUUUACAAAACUUUGUCCGAAACUGUAGAUUUAUAGUACAUCGUAAUUUUUUAACAUGCAUAUUACUAUCUUACUGCUCAUAUCAACAAAACUUUCUAAACUGCCAUGGCUUAUCAAACAUAUGUUUUAGCAAAUAUAAAAUGUAGAUAUAAGGGUACAAGGGAGGGGACAUAAAUCGGGAAACAAAAGAUCUAGUCAAGGAAAGACAGUUACAAUCAUGACAAAGAUAUACGAACAAAGACAAAAAAAAUCAUAUUUGAGUCAUUUAUUUCUAGUAAAAGGAAGACAACUCACAUUGUAAAUUCUCUCACCGCCCAUUGUACAAGAUAUUCAUCAUUUUUACGUAAGUUUAAUUUAUACUUACGGCAUAACAUAUGUAUGAAAUGUCCCCAUUAUUUAUUCAGGUACAUUCAACAACAUACAUGAGAUGAAUGAUUCUUAUUUCAAGUUUAACACAUAUAUAUAAUAUAUUUUAUUAUUUCGUUUGGUAUAACAAAUGCAUGAUUUGCACCAUUCUUACUUAACGUAUAAGACAUAUAAGAUAUAAGCCAAUCCUAUUUUAGGCAUAACCUUCCAUCUCUUUUUUAUGUUAUUCCAAUCAAUGACUCUUCAUGGACAGCAUGCCAUAUGCACAUAACACUAUACAUCAGGAUUUGUAACACAUGUAUGUUAUUCAAUAAUUAUGUUAUGCAUAAUAUUUGCAUUAUAUGUCCCAUUCUAACUUGAACGAUAACACAUGUAUAAUGUGGGUCCCUCAUAUGAAAUAGUGUGUCACGUAUUGUCAAUUUCUGUAAUAAUACAUAACCAUAUCAUUCUGAAUAUUGAUUACAUAUGGUAAAACACAGUAUUAGGCCAUUAAUACUUUCUAUGUUGCAUUUUGUAUAUUCUUGUUGUAUCAUAAAUUGACAAAGACAAUCAUGUUUUACAUUUACGACUGGUUUAAAAGGACCAUCAAUUUGUUAUUGAAACAUUCAACGUUUUUUUGCAUUUUUUUAUUAUAACAUUCUUUAUAUCAUUUGUUGUAUUAGUAAACUGUUUUUUUACCAGUAUUAUGAAACUUUAAUUUUUCCUGGAAUAAAUUAUUUUAUACUUGUUGUAAUAAUGUAAUUGCUCUUAAAAAAACUCGACUUCUUCAUGCUAUCAUCGUUUCAUGUUGUGACUUUUAAAUGGCUUCUAACAAAUUAUGCAUUGCUUUUUUUGUUAGUUAAUUCUGUGCAAUAAUGGUAUGUUGUACAUAUACUAUUUAUGCUUAAAUAAAGUUAUCAAUCCUUU